GAACCUGAGUCACUGUCAAAUUAUUACUUUGUGGUGUUCGCGGCCGAAUUAAAUCAAGUUCCCUCGCGUGUGAUUCACCCGGAGAAAUAAAGAAACCCUGACGGUUAGACGCUGGGCUAACGGCCAAGCUAGCAAUGCUAAGGCUAGCACACAGGCUACGUGUGUUUAACCAGCUGCGGUAGAUUGAGUCCAGGCAGGAUGUUGAGGCUUCGCUGUAAGACCAAAAAUGGGAGCCACCUAAUGCAGGGAUUGACCCACCAGUCCUGCGUCCAGGAGCUGAAGAGGAAGGUGGAGGAGCUUACUGGGAUCCCCUGUGACGUGCAGAAGAUCAUGGUGGGCUACCCACCGUCCAGCCUUGAUCUCCGAAACGGAGACGCUCACCUCAAGGAUUACCCCAUCAAAUCAGGUGACACACUCAUUGUUGAGGAAGAAAAGAACAAGCCAAAGCCUCAGGAUCAUCCCACUGUGACUAAAGUGCCGCGUCUGGAAGCCUCACCCGUGCUGGCACGCCGCGUGGUGCCAGCCGACAACUCCUGCCUCUUCACCAGUGUGUAUUAUGUGGUGGAAGGAGGCGUGUACGACGCCGUGUGUGCUCCUGAGAUGCGAAGCCUCAUCGCCCAGAUCGUGUCCAGUGACCCUGCAGCGUACUGUGAAGCGGUGCUGGGGAAGACCAACGAGGAGUACUGCACCUGGAUAAGCCGCGACGACACCUGGGGGGGCGCCAUCGAGGUGUCCAUCCUGUCCAAGUUUUACCAGUGCGAGAUCUGCGUGGUGGACACUCAGACAGUCCGAGUGGAUCGAUUCGGGGAGGACGCCGGUUACCAAAAACGCGUGCUGCUCAUCUACGACGGCAUCCACUACGACCCGCUGCAGAAGGAAACCCCCGGCUCCGACGUCCCACCCCAGACUAUCUUCUCCACCACGGACGACGUAAUUCUGGCCCUGGCCCUCGAGCUGGCAGACGAGGCUCGGCGCAAGCGGCAGUUCACGGACGUAAACCGCUUUGCGCUUCGCUGCAUGGUGUGCCAGACCGGCCUGGUGGGACAGAAGGAAGCUCGAGAGCACGCCAAGGAAACGGGCCACACCAAUUUUGGGGAGGUGUGAUUUUUAUUUUGUCUCACUCCCCCCCGCCCCCCUUCUCACAGAUAGAACCACCAACCAAUCCCGUGCCCCAUGUUUGGCAACUGUGUCAGUCCGUGUCUGUCUGCUUGUGUGAUCCUCUACCUCACAUUGCCCAGCGACAUCCACCGAGAAUCUGCAGACACUGUGUUUCAGCCUCUAACCUGUUCAGUAUUAUACUUUUUUAACUGCCGUCAGUUCUCGAAAGUCAGAAGAAACACUACCGCAGCGCUCUGGUGUCAACAAACCAUCACAGUCGUCUGUUACAGAUGGUUUUCAAACCGAUGUAACUGGGUCAAGGAAAAUAUGCAAACAAUUCUUAGGAUUUGAUUUAAUCCGUUGAGAUCACUCGAUGUGUCCGGGCUGUGUUGAAACGCACCAAACACUUAAAUGUGACUGAAUUAAAACAACCACUGAGAAUUCUUUGUGCUACGACGUGAUCCUACUCACUGUUGUCUUAACCGCAGAACACUAUGUUUGACUGUUAUACAUGAUGUUGGUUAUGUAGCGUUUAGUUUUUUAUUGUUCCCUCGUGGACAGAGUUGUUUGGACAGUCAAGGACACUAAGAUGGAGUCGCGGAUUGAGGUUUUGAAAUGUCAUGAUGAGCCCAAAUUUAUUAUUUUUGGGGGACUUUGUCCGUGUUUUAUUAAGUUGCAACACCAUUUAUAAAUGAAAUUGUUUUAAAUGAAAUAAAAAUAAUUUAAAAAAAGGAUGGUGCUGAAAACUAAACAUUUUAGGAAUCUGUAGGGCUUUGCUUUUCUCCAUCGGUACGCCAGAUUCUUUUUCAGGAGUGAACAUUUUUUUAAAGGGUGUAAUUUUUCGGGUGUCAUGCUGUAAGAACUAAUCUUUUUAGACUGUGUUUUUUUUUUUUAUAUUGCUGCAUAUUUUUGAGAAAGCUGUGCGGCGUAUUUCAGAACACAAGUCAUGGUGAGAGGGUGGUGUCUUUUAUAAACGGUGUGUAACUGCAUUCGGGUGCUCGUUGGAAGGUCCCACUUCCUGGGAUGUGAAGUCCUUUUCCUGACUUUGGGGUCUUUGUGUGCUUUAAAGACAAUGUGUGGAAAACAAAGCAUGGACGCGGUAAACAAAAUGUAUUCAUGCAUUCAGAGCAUCACAUUGACACAUCUUUCCAAUAUCAAUCAGAUGUGACAGGCAUAUAAAUCCUUGAAAACGUUUGCAUCGUUAGUCGCAUGCAACAUUAGAAUCUACUAUUUAGAGCUAAUGCUAAAAUUAUUUGAAUUGGUUAAUGAGUGAUCACGUAAUCAUCUCGGAUUUUCACGGACUGUCCGAGUUCUGACUUCAGAUUCUGUCACGUUAACACUUUUUCCAGAUUUUCCCGACACCACAUGAAGGCACAACCAAUGACGCUGUGUGGGAGAAAUCCUACUCAACCCUACAGCGUCCACUGUUCACGUACUGUCCGCACAUUACAUCCUUGACUCCUUCGUUAAACAUGAACCUCUUCAGAUAGUUCAUCUCACGUUUGCAGCCUGAGAACAACUCGGUUUGAUGUGAAUGUUUGAGAAACUGCGAGUAAAGAUUUGGGUUUUAUUUUGUAAUGCUCGUCUUUAGAUUCUGACGCUGUACCACUGUAUGUCCUCAGCUAAAGUCAGGCAUGAUCUCAACCUUCACAGGCUGCCUGUAAGGAUGAAGCUUUGAUAUUUGUGGGUUUUUCUUGACGCUCCGUUUGUUAUGCAGAACCAGUACUUCUAUGUUACACAUCUGUGAUAUUGGCACUGAGUUGUUGUCCGGAAAGGAUUUUUUACAAGUGAAGACUGGAUUUAGAUCUCAAUUGAGUAAUUUCUUUCUUGCUUUCAGUCAUGACUCGUGCUAAACUCAACUACAGGCAAAAAUGUCACUUACUUCUUUGUUUGAAUGUGAAUUAUAAUACCCCCCCCCCAAAUCUGUUACCUUACUAUCUUUUUAUUAUUUCAGCAGUAAUGGAUUGAUCAGCUUGAAUUUAAUUGAAACUAUGAAAUGGCUUUGUUGUCUUUUGUCAUAACCAAGUUCUCAUGAAUGUUGCACACAAAGCACUACAGAACAACUGGAGUUACUUGAUUUUUGUCAGUGUUGUGUCACAAUUAAAACUUAUAGCCUCUGG
Messenger RNA from Pleuronectes platessa (European plaice), 3218 nucleotides. It is a transcript of the gene yod1, whose product is annotated as YOD1 deubiquitinase. Gene Ontology annotation, biological process: endoplasmic reticulum unfolded protein response; protein deubiquitination. The record is from RefSeq and is a predicted model, not a curated record. Gene Ontology annotation, cellular component: nucleus; cytosol. The coding region runs from base 199 to 1104 and encodes 301 amino acids. Lineage: Eukaryota; Metazoa; Chordata; Actinopteri; Pleuronectiformes; Pleuronectidae. Gene Ontology annotation, molecular function: cysteine-type deubiquitinase activity; protein binding. The transcript has 3 exons.